CUAAAAAUGGGAGAGAUCGUUUUACCAGUUUCCAGCCCCUCAACAACUGUAUGUGUGAUUGGUGCCGGUGGCUUCAUCGGUUCAUGGCUUGUCAAGCUUCUCUUAGAGAAAGGUUAUACUGUUAGAGGAACGGUGAGAAGCCCAGAAGACCCUAAGAAUUCUUAUUUGAUGGAGCUCAGUGGGGCUAAAGAACGACUAAUUCUCUUCAAGGCAGAUGUUCUUGAUUAUGAGACCCUUCCCAAUGUCAUGAAGGGAUGUGAUGCUGUAUUCCACACUGCUUGUCCUCUCACUAACAACGUUGAACAAGUGCUUGAUCCAGCAGUGACUGGAACAAUAAAUAUAGUGAAUGCUGCAGUAGAAGCCAAGGUUGGCCGCUUGGUUUUGACAUCUUCAAUUGGAGCAGUUCACAUGAACCCCAACAGGGACUUUGAAGUUGUGGAUGAGACAUGCUGGAGCGACCUUGAUUUUUGCAAGAACACUCAGAACUGGUACUGUUACGCAAAGACAGUAGGAGAGAAGGCUGCAUGGAAGGAGGCAACAGAGAAGGGUUUGGACUUGGUGGUUGUGAUACCCUCAGUGGUUUUAGGCCCAUCACUUCAGCCCACUCUAAAUGCUAGUGCUAUUCACAUACUCAAAAUGGUUAAUGGAACUCAUAAAACCUACCUCAACACAGUACAAGGUUAUGUGCAUGUGAAGGAUGUGGCCAUGGCUCACAUACUUGUGUACGAGACACCGGCGGCAUCGGGCCGGUACCUCUGUACCGAGAAUAUAGUUCACCGUGGCGACAUCGCCAAAUUACUCACCGAGUUGUUCCCUGAUUAUCCUAUUCCAAGCAAGUGCUCAGAUGAAGUGAAUCCAAGGGCCAUACCUUACAAGUUCUCAAACCAGAGGCUUAAGGACUUGGGGCUUAAUUUCAUACCAGUGAAACAAUGUCUUUAUGAGACAGUCAAGAACUUCCAGGAGAAUGGUUACCUUUCUUUUUCUCAACAUUGAUAAGAUCCUUUCACAUAAUCCAUUGUCAAUCAGGACAAACACAUGAUCCAUAUAUAUAUAUAUAUAUUUGUGAGACCAAAUCCAAAUGGGCUUUGGAUAAAUUAGGUCUACAAUUCA
This is a messenger RNA of Telopea speciosissima, 1110 nucleotides long. Its product is annotated as cinnamoyl-CoA reductase 1-like. The record is from RefSeq and is a predicted model, not a curated record. The coding region runs from base 7 to 993 and encodes 328 amino acids. Lineage: Eukaryota; Viridiplantae; Streptophyta; Magnoliopsida; Proteales; Proteaceae. The transcript has 5 exons. Gene Ontology annotation, molecular function: oxidoreductase activity, acting on the CH-OH group of donors, NAD or NADP as acceptor.